Molecule: messenger RNA, 1755 nt
Organism: Acanthocheilonema viteae
Lineage: Eukaryota; Metazoa; Nematoda; Chromadorea; Rhabditida; Onchocercidae
Source: the annotation of a GenBank genome assembly
AUGAAAUCUUCUGGACAAAACGCAUUUCUCGAGUUUGAAAAAGCAACCAUUAUCAUCAUGAAAAAACCGCCGAGCGGUAAAAUUGACUCAUUCGGACCGCAAAAUGGCUACAUGAGGGCCGCGAUAUGUGUUGAGACUGAAGAUCAUUCGACACUUUUUUGUCGCGUGAAGAGAGAAAUGAAUACAGCUAUUGACGUGAAUCAAGGAAUUACUGGUCAAAAAGGUGUUACUAUAAAGAACUAUAAGACCAAUCCACGUCUGACUUAUAAGACAGUGACUGGUGUCAAUGGUCCAUUAGUUAUCCUGGGUGAUGUAAAAUUUCCCCAAUAUGCCGAAAUUGUACAAUUGACACUCCCUGAUGGGACGAAACGUUCCGGACAAAUUCUUGAAAUCACCCGCAAUAAAGCUGUCGUUCAGGCAUGUUUUUUCUUGGAUAUGCAUGGUCAUCAGAUAGUUUUCGAAGGAACUGCAGGAAUAGAUGCUAAAAAUACGUCUUGUGAAUUCACAGGCGACAUUCUGCGAACACCUGUCUCGGAAGAUAUGCUCGGUCGCAUAUUAAAUGGUUCUGGCAAACCAAUCGAUAAGGGUCCACCAGUUUUGGCGGAGGAUUUUCUUGACAUCAACGGUCAGCCAAUUAAUCCACGAUGCAGGAUAUAUCCAGAGGAAAUGAUCCAAACUGGAAUUUCUGCGAUUGAUGUAAUGAAUUCAAUUGCUCGCGGUCAGAAAAUACCGAUCUUUUCUGCUGCUGGUCUUCCACAUAACGAAAUUGCGGCACAAAUUGUACGUCAAGGUGGACUUGUCAAAUUGCAUGAUAAACAUUAUGAUAUCAAGAAUGAUAACUUUGCUAUUGUUUUUGCGGCAAUGGGCGUUAACAUGGAAACUGCACGAUUUUUUAAACAAGAUUUUGAGGAAAAUGGUUCCAUGAAGAAUGUUUGCCUGUUUUUGAAUCUUGCUAACGAUCCAACCAUCGAACGAAUUAUUACGCCUCGCCUUGCAUUGACCGUUGCCGAAUUUUUGGCUUAUCAAUGUGAGAAGCAUGUAUUGGUUGUUUUGACUGAUAUGUCUUCAUACGCAGAAGCGCUUCGAGAAGUAUCAGCAGCUCGAGAAGAAGUGCCUGGACGGCGUGGUUUUCCAGGUUAUAUGUAUACUGAUUUGGCUGCCAUAUAUGAACGUGCUGGUCGUGUAGAAGGGCGCAAUGGAUCGAUUACUCAAAUUCCCAUCUUGUCAAUGCCCAAUGAUGAUAUCACACAUCCAAUACCUGACUUAACGGGUUACAUCACCGAAGGACAAAUCUAUGUAGACCGCCAGUUACACAACCGUCAAAUCUAUCCACCGAUCAAUGUACUUCCAUCAUUGUCACGUCUGAUGAAAUCAGCCAUCGGUGAAGGAAUGACGCGUGAAGAUCAUUCGGAUGUUUCCAAUCAGUUAUACGCAUGUUAUGCUAUUGGAAAAGAUGUGCAAGCAAUGAAAGCUGUGGUGGGUGAAGAAGCUUUAUCUUCGGAUGAUUUGCUUUACCUCGAAUUUUUGACGAAGUUCGAGAAAAACUUCAUAUCGCAGGGCAACUAUGAAAAUCGAACAGUUUUCGAAUCCCUAGAUAUCGGAUGGCAGCUACUGCGAAUAUUCCCACGCGAAAUGUUGAAGCGUAUUCCUGCAUCAAUAUUAGACAAGUAUUACCCAAGAGGAGGAGGGGCAAAGGAUAUCAAAGAAAUAAAGGGAAAAGAAGAAAAUAAAGGAGCGCUUCCGACUAGGAAUUAA